Messenger RNA from Lagenorhynchus albirostris (white-beaked dolphin), 4211 nucleotides. It is a transcript of the gene OSMR, whose product is annotated as oncostatin M receptor. Lineage: Eukaryota; Metazoa; Chordata; Mammalia; Artiodactyla; Delphinidae. The coding region runs from base 244 to 3249 and encodes 1001 amino acids. Gene Ontology annotation, molecular function: cytokine binding; oncostatin-M receptor activity; leukemia inhibitory factor receptor activity. The transcript has 19 exons. The record is from RefSeq and is a predicted model, not a curated record. Gene Ontology annotation, cellular component: membrane; signaling receptor complex; external side of plasma membrane. Gene Ontology annotation, biological process: cytokine-mediated signaling pathway; positive regulation of cell population proliferation.
AGUGCCAGGAGUGCGCAGCGAGACGGGAAAUUGCAAAAGUCCUCGCCCCUCUGCCCUCCCCCGCGGCUUUCCCGUAACUCCCGCCCCUGGGCGCGCGCCCCGCAGCUGAUUCAUUGCCCGGGCGCGGGGCCGGCCCUGCACGUCCACACCCGCGCUCGCCCCCGCCUCGCACCGCGGCGGCAGCCAAGCCGACGACUCAGCCCGGCUCACGGAGCCUUACCGCCCGCGGGAAAACCAGAACCUAUGGCUCUCUUUGCAGUUUUUCAGACAACAUUCCUCUUGGCAUUGCUGUCCUUGAGAACUUACGAAAGUGAAGUCUUAUCUGAACCUUUACCAUUAACUCCUGAAUCGCUGAAAGUUUCUGUCAAUUCUACGUGUCAGUGUUUGCAUUUACAAUGGACUGUCCAGAGCCUCGCUUAUCAUCAGGAAUUGAAAAUGGUUUUUCAGAUGCAGAUCAGUAGAUUUAAAACAUCCAAUGUCAUCCGGGUGGAGAACUACAGCACCACUGUGAAGCGGAACCAAGUUCUGCAUUGGAGCUGGGAAUCCGAGCUCCCUCUGGAAUGCGCGGCACACUUUAUAAGAAUGAGGAGUAUGGUGGAUGACGCCAGGAUUCCCAAGCCAGGGUUCUGGAGCAACUGGAGUUCAUGGGAGGAAGCAGAUGCACAGAAUUUGCUUGGACAUGAUCCAUUGUUUGUCUUCCCUAAAGAUAAGCUGGUGGAAGAAGGCUCCAACGUCACCAUUUGUUACGUUUCUAGGCUCCAUCAGGAUAACAUAUCCUGUUAUUUGGAAGGUGUACAGAUAUAUGGAGAACAGCUUGAUCGAAGCGUGUCUGCAUUCGAGUUGAAGAACGUGUCUUUUAUUAGGGAAAAAGGGACAAAUGUCUUCUGUAAGGUGGACCAGGGAGGAGUUUUGGGAGGCAUCGUUCUCUUUGUCUCAAAAGUGCUUGAAGAGCCCAAGGACUUUUCUUGUGAAACCCAGGACCUCAAGACUUUGACCUGUACUUGGGAUCCCGGGAGCGACACUGGCUUGAGUAAACAGCCUUCCCAAAGCUAUACUUUAUUUGAAUCAUUUUCCGGAAAAAAGACACUUUGUAAACACAGAAACUGGUGUGAUUGGCAAGUCGCUCAAGGCUCACAAGAAACUUAUAACUUCACACUCCUGGCUGAAAACUACUUCAGAAAAAGAAGUGUCAGUAUUCUUUUUAACCUGACCCAACGAGUUCAUCCAAUGACUCCCUAUAACUUAUUACCUAAAAAUGUUGGUGCCACAAAUGCCACCAUGACCUGGAAGGUACACUCCAUUGGAAACAAUUCCACACUUUUGUGUCAGCUUGAACUCCUUGCUGAAGGAAAAGUGAUACAACAAAGCAAUGUUUCCAUCAAGGUGAAUGGUGAGUACCUCUUAAGUGAACUGGAGCCUGACACAGAAUACGUGGCCCGAGUACGCUGUGCUUAUACCAACCACUUCUGGAAAUGGAGUGAAUUGAUCAGUCAAAAAUUCAACACAGCUGAAGCUGCUCCCUCAGAGGCUCCCGAUGUCUGGAGAAACUUGAAGAUGGUGUCGGGACAUCCUACUGUGAGUUUAUUCUGGAAGCCACUCUCAAAAGUGCAUGCCAACGGGAAGAUCCUGUUCUAUAAUGUAAUUGUAGAAAACCUAGACAAGCCAUCCAGGUUCGAGGUCCUCUCCAUCCCUGCUCCCGCCAGCAGCACAGAACUAACCCUCGAUCAGUGUUCUUACCAAAUCCAUGUCACAGCUCACAACAGUGUGGGCCCUUCUCCUGCUUCCGUAAUUGUCGUUUCUGGAGACCCUGGAAACGAAGAGGUUGAAAAAGGAAGAGUUAACGGCACAGAGGAUGGAUUUUCUGUGUCUUGGAAACCCCAAUCCGGAGAUGCCACAGGCUAUGUUGUGGAGUGGUGUGAUGGUCCCCAGGACCUGCCCUGUGUUCUCCAGUGGAAAAACCUAGGCCCCAAUACCACAAGCACAGUCAUUAGCUCGGGUGCUUUUAGACCAGGGGUUCGAUACAACUUCAGAAUUUAUGGAAUUUCUACCAAAAGGAUGGCUCAUUUAUUAGAGAAAAAAGCAGGAUACUUGGAGGAACUGGCUGAAUCUUUGUCCAUCGCUCUGAUAAUGGUUUUUCAACAAUGCCCCGGAAGUAGAAUACUCGAGCCAAAAGCUCCUUCAGACAACCCUCAAGUGGUCAUGAGUAAGUUGACCUCCCACUCCUUCACUCUGAGUUGGAAGGAUUAUUCCACUGAAUCCCAACCUGGCUUUAUACAAGGAUACCAUGUCUACCUGAAACCCAAGGCGGGGGAGCAGUGCCACCCGGCAUUUGAAAAGACAGUUCUUCCAGAGGAUUCAGUAUGUUGCAAAUACACAAUUGACAACCCCGGACAAAAGACAUUUGUUGUGGAAAAUCUACAGCCGGAAUCCGUCUAUGAGUUUUUCGUCACUCCUUACACAACUGUUGGCGAGGGUCCCCUGGAUGCCUUCACAAAGGUCACAACUCCGGAUGAAUACUCCCAUACACUGAUACACAUCAUCCUGCCCAUGAUUUUCUGCGUUUUGAUCGUCAUGAUAAUUUGCUACUUAAAAAGUCAGUGGCUGAAGGAGAAGUGUUAUCCUGAUAGUCCAAACCCUUACAAGAGCAGUGUCCUGUCAUUAAUAAAAUCCAAGGAGAAUCCUCAUCUAACAAUAAUGUAUGUCAACGACUGUGUUCCAGAUGCUAUUGAAGUUAUAAACAAGCCCGAAGGGAGUAAGAUACAGUUCUUAGGCACUAGGAAGUCACUCACAGAAACUGAAUUUACUAAGCCUGCCUACCUUUACCUCCUUCCGACGGAGAAGAACUACUCUGGCCCUGGACCUUGCAUGUGUUUUGAGAACUUCACCUAUAAUCAGGCAGCUUCUGACUUUGCUUCUUGUGGACAUUUCCCAGUAACCCCUCAAGCCCCACCACAUCAGCUGGGACCACUGACUUCACCUGAAAAUUUACUAAAGGCACUGGAACAAAACUACAUGAAUUCCCUGGGAGAAAUCCCAGCCGGAGAAGCUAAUUUGAAUUAUGUGUCCCAGUUGGCUUCACCCACCUCUGGAGACAAGGACAGCCUGCCAACAAAUCCACCAGAGCCAGCACUCUGUUCAGAGUAUAAAAUGCAAAUGGCCAUACCCCUGGGUCUUGCCUCCGCUCCCCCAAGUGAGAACAGCAGCCUCUCCUCCACUACCCUUUUAGGUCAAGGGGAACACUGCCCCUAAGCAGUGUACCCAUUUCGUAUCCUUACGCUACACAGACCCUAGGAGAAGCAUAGCCGGCACCAUUCCAUCACCAGAUACCUCAGGGCUUAAUCCCAGUGAGCUAUCAUCACCAUUGUCAGGUCUGAUUUAUAUAAUCUUGCUAGGUUUUGAAGGUCAGAAGCUAUGAAACUUAACAUUCAUCCUUGGAGCAGGCUCACUGUAGAAAUGGCAGGAUCAUGGGAACAGGCUUACCUUGCUGCUGCGUGUUCCACGUUCACCUUUGUAACAGCAGACUUGGCACUUGACAUAGGGAUAGACCCCAUCCACUCAGUACUGGACAGGUCCUUGAAGUUCAGUUUUUAGUAAGAAAGUAUUUCCAUUAAGUUUUACCCCACAUUUAAUAUCUCAAGAGUAAAGGAACUAGAUUUCAGGCUUUAAUAAAGGCUACAGAAGAUUCGUUACUGGAGCAUAAAUUGUCAAUGUUAAUUUAUUCUGGGUGUGUUUAAUGAAGUCACAGAUAUUUGAUACCAAAACAGAUUUUAGACUUGCCUUGAAGUGAUGAUAAUUUGUAGUUCACUGAUGUAGUAAAAUGAACUCUUCCUAUUAGACCUUAUCUAAUAGGUAAGACAUGCGAAUGAAUCGAUGAGAUCCCCACAAUUGUCCUGCUUAGUUUACCACGGUUAAAGAGUGGGACUGGCAUGGAACCCCUGCCUCAGUGUCAAGAUUAUAGCACUCCUACUUAGUAGGCAUGUCUUCUACCACAACUUUUGAUGACUACCUCAGAACAGAUAAAAGGAUAAUGUCAUUAAUUCCAUCCACAUUUAUGGUUCCUCGUUUUUUCAAGAACUCUGGUAUAUAAAUGACCUAUUUUCAGUAAGCAUCUUUUGGACUCUGCAGUAGGCUGUCUGGGUCAAGAUAAUGCCUUCACUGUCUCCUUAUAUUCCUGUUAUGCUAACAUAAUAAAGUGAAACCUCAUUGUUGAA